This is a messenger RNA of Puccinia graminis f. sp. tritici CRL 75-36-700-3, 986 nucleotides long. RefSeq lists its product as uncharacterized. The record is from RefSeq and is a predicted model, not a curated record. The transcript has a single exon. NCBI's taxonomy places the organism in Eukaryota, Fungi, Basidiomycota, Pucciniomycetes, Pucciniales, Pucciniaceae. The coding region runs from base 275 to 754 and encodes 159 amino acids.
GCUUCUUUCCUCCCCAUCCAUCAACCUUCAUCCACCUUGAAUAUAACUUCUUUAGCUAUCAACCAACGCGCCUUUUCUAAGUUCUUACCUGUUUGCUUCUCCGGGCCGGUCUCCCGUAAUAUUAAUUUUUCUUUCAUCGCACACCUUCACUCGCUUCGUCGUUGUUGAUCAUCGCCCUGUAGUCAGCUUUAAUCCUACGGUAUCAGUGCAGAAGCGCUUGAGCUCAAGAACUUGAAAAGAAGAAGAAGGACGGAAUUAAGUUUCGAUUUUGAAGAUGGCCGCCAAUUUCGCACCGGACGCUGAAGUGAACAUGUUCAUGAACCGGGUCUUCAUCCUUCCCACCUUUCGACCAUGCCGAGAGCACGGCGACCAUCACGAGCUGACGAUCGUCGUACCCGCCGGCAAGGGCCAAUCAAUAGUUUACCGGAUUGCCGAAAACAACAAGAAAUAUUAUUUGAGUAAGAAGCUACUAAACCUCCGUACCGAAAUCUUACCCAGCCGACCCAGCCCGACCGACGGGAGCAGACGACCAAUGUGGCUCGGGGAGAUUGCGGACGACCCGGUCAUCCGCGAGACCCUAGCAGAACGUUUGGAAGCUGCUUUACGAGCGAUCGAGAAACCAGAUGCCGCCUGCAGCCGGGAAUGGGCGUUGAAAUUCAUCGCCAAUGUCCGCCAUAAUGAGUUCCGUUGGUGUGAUGGCCGAUUGCGGGAGUUAAAACACACCCUUCUUUCGCAAGCCAUUUCAGCCAAAUGAUUAAUUAUUAGAGGCCUACCUUCCAUCCAAUUUCUCGACAUCUCUUUCACCCCGUAAUCCAUCGAUUCCUUUUAGUGUUAGCCAACUUAAUUUUUAGCAGUCCAUUUGGUGUACUUAACUUCUUGUAUAUAUCCUUUUUUUUACACACCAAUCCCAUGUCGAUCAUUAGUAGAACUGAUCUUGAGAGAAUCUUGCCUGUGAGUUUGAGUGAGAGCUUCGACUGUUGUUUCGG